CUUGUGAAUCUCGCUGCACAUGUAGAUAAUUACAGAUGGACGGCCAGUUGUGGUCAGACUUUACAGAUGGAGAUGAUUAGAGAAAUGUUGCUGAUUUCUGCGCUGAUGCUCCUGCAAAUGGCAGCAGGUGUGGAGCGUGUCUGCAGGUUUAAUCAGGCUGAUCCCUGUUACGCAGCUCUCGGAGACAAACUCAGUUUACAGCUGGUGUCGAACACUCGACAUCAAGAACUGCAUUUGUAUAAGAAAUUCAAUAAUCAUAACAAACAAAUUAUUCUUUCAGUAGCAAACAAUAAUGAGACUAAACAUGAUUACAUCAGAAACAGAUGUGAGUUCAUCCUUGAUAACGGGACUCUGAUAAUAAACACUGUGACCAGAGCAGAUUUUGGGGUUUACCUUCUAAAACAUUACUUCAGGGGCAGAACGGCAUCUAAAGAUCUUCAAGUGAAUGUUGAAGGUGUGGAGCAGAUCUGUUGGUUUGAUCAGCCGGAUCCCUGUUAUGCAGCUCUGGGACACAAACUGUAUCUGCCCAUGGUGCAGGACACUCGAGAUCUUCACCUACGCUUGUAUAAGGAUUUCUACAGUCCCAGUAGCAUCACAGUGUUUGAAGUAAACGUCAAUAAAGAGACUAAAGAUGAAUCCAUCAGAAGCAGAUCUGAGUUCUUCUAUGAGAAUGGGACUCUAAUAAUAACUCACAUGAGCCGAGCUGAUUCAGGAACUUAUGAAUUACAUCAUACUGUCUCAGGCACUGUAUAUGACAGUAGACUCCGAGUGGAAGUUGAAGGUACAGUAUCUCUCUCAUCAAACUCAUCACAGUCUCAAGUUCUUCAGAAGUCUAGCUCUCAUAAAAUCAGCUGAAUCUCUGUGAAAGUCUUCAUCAUUACCUGUAGCAAACAGUAAACUCUCUGCAUCCUCUAAUCCCGCCCCCAGCUCCUAUUGGCUCAGUGCAGGUUUAUGUCAACUGCUCGUCCAGUCACACUCACAAGAGCCUCUGUGUGACGCCCUGCACCAGU
This is a messenger RNA of Danio rerio (zebrafish), 1010 nucleotides long. Lineage: Eukaryota; Metazoa; Chordata; Actinopteri; Cypriniformes; Danionidae. The record is from RefSeq and is a predicted model, not a curated record.